AUGGAAUUGCCAAUCUACUACACGAAGGCUGAAUAUAUCGAAACAGACACCGGAAACAAGGUCUCACGACGUGCCACUAUUGCUGGUCCUCAGAACAUUAUUCUAGGAGGAAAAACCAUCAUCUCCAGCGGUGCUAUCAUCCGGGGAGACUUGAGAAGAACGGGUCCUGGACAUGCUGUGGUGAUAUCACUCGGGAGGUACUGUCUAAUCGGCGAAGGCUGCGUGAUGCGGCCACCAUACAAGACGUAUCGCGGUAACUUCAACUACUACCCUAUGAAAGUCGGCGAUCACGUCCACAUUGGUGCAAAUACCAUCGUGGAGGCAGCCACCAUAGGGAACCACGUCGAAAUUGGGAAGAACUGUAUAAUCGGAAAAUUCACAAUCAUUAAGGAUUGUGCGAAGGUAGCAGACAAUACUGUUAUCCCUCCGAAUACUGUCGUUUCUGCAUUGGCUAUGUUCUCCGGCUCUCCAGGGCAAUUCGUAGAAGACCUUCCGGAAUCUACACAGGAGAUGGUCGAAGCGUAUACCAAGUCGUACUACACGCGGUUCCAACCUUUACCGGCAUGA
Molecule: messenger RNA, 567 nt
Organism: Laetiporus sulphureus 93-53
Lineage: Eukaryota; Fungi; Basidiomycota; Agaricomycetes; Polyporales; Laetiporaceae
Product: dynactin subunit P25
Exons: 5
Coding region: 1-567 (188 amino acids)
Source: RefSeq, a predicted model, not a curated record